AUGCUGCGGUCUGCGAUCCCCGGCCGAGCGAGGCCGCGCGCCGCCCGGCCGCGCCUGGCUUUCAGACGACCACCGCCGCGCUCCCAGCCCGGCGCCCUGGAGCCGCGCCGGCGGCCGGACGCCCGGCGCCCCUCGCUAGUCUCGCACACCCGGCCACCUCCUCCUCCGCAUUUUCCGCCUCCUCCUCCCCCGCCUCUUCCGUUUCUGGAGGGAAAGGCUGCAGCCUCCUUCUGGGCUCCGCAUCCCGGCUUAGGUAAUACGUUUUCCUCUUUACGCGCCCCUCGCCCCGGCGCCGCAACCUCCCUUCCUGCUCGGAUCUGGGGCUCCCGGCUGGGCGAACAGCACGCAGCCAUCGCCUCUCCGCACGGUAGCUGA
Molecule: messenger RNA, 375 nt
Organism: Rangifer tarandus platyrhynchus (Svalbard reindeer)
Lineage: Eukaryota; Metazoa; Chordata; Mammalia; Artiodactyla; Cervidae
Source: the annotation of a GenBank genome assembly